CCAGCUAAAACUUGCUUUAUGUCCUGAGCUGUGAUUGGACAGCCAGGGCCUGGGGGCGUGGCUAGAGUGAGGCGACUUCCUGUUGAGUGAAUAAGGGGAACUGGGCCAGCCCUCACAUGUUACUGGCUGUUGUCUCUACCAGCACCGUCAGAGCAGAACCAGGGAGGAGAAAAGCCAACAGAACCAGGUCCGGUCCGCCUGAGCUGGGCUGCUAACCGGUUCUGACCCGAGUCCUUCACAGCUGUGGCAAUACGUGUGGAUCAGAGGGAACGGCUGGACUCAGAGCGGUCCUCACAGAGACACACACUCCCCUGACACACACACAGUCACAUCUGGAGAACAUCAGCAGAGUGGGCGGUUCUGGUCCCGGGCGGGUUGGCUGGAUCGGAUCAGACUGCUGCCAGUUCUCACACUGAAUCAGCUGCUUCCCCGUCUGGUGGUUUCUGGGACCGGUUCUGGUCCGGUAGCUCUCAGGGGAGGAGGAGUGUGCAGCAGAACCAUGAAGCGUCUCGUUGGGACUCUGCUGUUGGUGUCCGUCCUGCCGUCCCUCUGCAGCUUCUCUCUGCCUCCGGACACCGAGUGCGGCAUGUCCUACCGUCUACGAGCCUUCCGGGUGACCACCAGGUGUAACCUGACCACCCUAAAGGAGAAGCAGGUGAAGGAGAUCCAGGGUUUGACCACCAACCUGCUGCUGCCGAUCAUCUACCUGUUGACCUUCUGCAUCGGUCUGCCCACCAACCUGUUGGCUCUCUGGAUUCUCGUGUUCCGGACCAAACGUCGGCCGUCGACUGCGCUGCUCAUUAACCUCACUGUGAUAGACUGCUUGCUGUUCCUGGUUCUGCCGUUUCGGAUCGUCUACCACUUCCGGGGGAACCACUGGGAGCUGGGGGAGCCUCUCUGCCGGAUCGUCAUGGCGAUGCUUUACGGGAACAUGUACAGUUCGGUCUGGUCCCUGGCCUUCGUGGCUGUGGACCGGUACGUGGCUGUGGUUCACCCAUUUGGCGCGAAGAGAUUGCGCAGCCGGCGGUGGUCUCUGGGCCUGACGGCCGCGGUGUGGAUGGUGAUGCCGGCCGCCAUGUUGCCUUUGCUGCUGUCCCGGCAGACUUACCCUCUGGACGACCCCAACAUCACCACCUGCCACGACGCGCUGCCCGAGAGCGUGCAGGAGAACUACUUCCUGCCGUACUUCGCCACGCUGUUCACCACCUGCUUCCUGCUGCCCUUCAUCGUCGUGAUGUUCUGCCACGGCGCCGUACUGCGCACCCUGCUGGCUGAAGGCAGGAAGUACUGUCACGCCAUCGAGGUAACGCUUCUGAUGAUACUGGUGUUCGUGGCGUUCCUGCUGCCCUGUAACAUCCUCCUGAUCCUGACCUACAGCGACAGCUGGCCGGACGGUGAGGACCUGUACGUCCACUACAUGAUCAGCCUGGCCUUCAGCACCUUCAACAGCUGCUUCCACCCCUUCGUCUUCUACUUCGUCUCCAGAGAUUGCAGAGAAAGAACUAGGAAUGCUCUGUGCUGCAUCCCUGACAUGGAGGACAAACCGUCCUCUCGGGGGACACACACCUCCUCGUCAGCGGGACAGAGGUCAAAGGUCACUCUGCUGGCCAUGAAAAGUUACAAGGGACGCCUGACCCAGCAGCCAGAGGUCAACAUGAUGACAUGACGGUCAGCUGAUGCCGGACCGCUGGGCCUCCAGAUUCUCCUUCAAGUAAAAGAAAUAGUUAUUGGAUUUUUUAUUAUUGAAACAAAACUGGAGAAAAAAAAUGUUUUCUGUGUCAAAACAUUUUGUACGGAGCAGCGCGCGCGUCCAUCCUGAACCUAACCAGAGGCGUAAAUACAGGAGGGCUCGGGGGUCCGGACCCCCAAUCUUAGGAAAGUCUAGAAUUGUCCCCUCCAAAAAAAUAAUUGAAGAAAUUUUUACAUUUAAAUAAUAUCGAUAUGAAAAGGCAAAAGAAACAAAGAACAAAAAAAAUCUGCCAUUUAUCUCAGAAAAAAUAAUAAUUAAUUUUUAGGUCCCCCCCAUUAUUAGAACAAUGGUUCAAUCCAAAGUGUGGGAGGACCAACAGCUGAACGGUACCGGCUCCGUUAGAGCCGCUGGAGGGAGGAGCUAGCUGUUAGCUGCUAGCUGUUAGGUGUUAGCUGCUAGCUAGCUGUUAACUGCUAGCUGUGGCUCUGCAGCACAAAUAAAAACCCUCCAGUCAGUAAAUACUUCAAGCAAAAGACAUGUAAACAUUUUAUUUACUUUCACUGCUCAAUAAGAAGAAACUCAUAAACAAUAAAAAUCAUUCUGCAGUUUGUUAUUUCAUUACUUUGACUGAAUCAUCAUAAGCUGCCUUAUUAGCAAAACUGCUACACUGCUUUCAUAGAUUUAACCUUUGACCUUUUUUGUCAAAGGCAGCAAACAUCUCAUUCAUAUUUAGCUCUUUAACUUUUAGUUAAUCAGAAGAGUUUGAAACUGGAGGAGGGUCUGAGGAAGUGAACCAGCUCAGAGUUGGAGCCCAGAACAGAUAGAAAAAACUAAAGUUAUGUUUUUAUUUCUCACUGUCCUCAACAUAGAGCCUUUAAAACCACAAAAUAAAAUCAGAAUAUUUUUCUAUAUAAACCCUGGUGCUUUAAAUGUUACGUUUAAAUUAUGAUAUUCCCCAGAUAUUCAUUUCUAUCUAAUUAUUAGUUCUCAGCCAUCCAGGACAUGACAAACUAAAAAAACGCUUAUAAAUAAAGCAACUUAACAAAUUUAAAUAGCCUAUAGCUUGUAUUGAGAACCAUUCAAUAAAUCAAUGUUUAUGAUGAACUUUAUUAAGAGCAGUUACUCAUUAAAGCUUUUUUAUUCAGAGCCUUAAAUGUUUGUAAAGGCGUAGCAGAAAUUAGAUCAGACUGAACAAAACUUGUAUCUACGCAACAUUUGAAUUUUAGUUUUAUUUCUCUGCAGGCAGUUUAAUAAAACUAGCUUUACUAGUCAUUUUUGGUCCUGCAGCUUGAAUGUAGUUUAAAACUUUUUAAACUAGAUUUUACGUUACAUUUCACUGGAACUUCUCCAGAAUUGGUCUUAAAUGUUCCUGUUGAUGUUCCCCCAAUAAUGAGAUGGGAUUUACACCCUUGACCCUAACUCCUAUUGGUCACUUUACUUUAGUUUAUUUUCCGCUCUUUCUCUAAGCUAACUGAGACUGUGCAGUGGACCUAGCUAAAAAUGAAUAACCGGCGUUUGACCCGUCCUCUGCGCGGUUCUGGCGGGUCGCUGCUUUAACAGCUUUUGGUUUGUUCUUGUGGUUUCGCUACCUGAAGAGCUGACGGGUCAGCCGGCUGGCUGACCGUGGCGUCUGCCGCUCUGCCUGAACAUGACCUAAUUCUGCCGGAGGGUUAAACAGUUAAAUCUAGUCCAAACUUUCCCAAAGAGAGUAGAAAUGAAGCAUUAUUAUAAACAUGAUCAUUUUUACAAAUAAAAAUAAUAAUAUUUUGUAUUAUUAUUAUUAUUUACUUUGAUGACAUAAUAAUAUUGCAUAACACUGUACUUUCACAGUACAGUAUUAUUAUUGUAUUACUGUUGUUCCUUUCACUGUAAUUAUUGUGGAUUUAUAUAUUCAUGGAUGUUAUUGGCUUCUCUUCAUGAUGUUUGUCAGGUAAAUAUAUUUCUGUUUUCCUCCAUCAUAUUCUACAGAACCUGUUAAAUAAAUAAGAUGUGACAAAGGUGGAGAUGUGUUUAUGUUUGUAUAAGAAAGUUAUUGAAAAUAAAAAGUCCUGUCUGAGCCGCUGCUUUAGGCCCGGUGCAUCAUGGGAUGCUGCGUGUUGCUGUGGUUAUGAGUCGGGUUCAGGACCGUACGCUCCGGGUUACGUUUCUGUUUGUUAAACUGAAAUAACAGCAGCAUUCAAGAAUCACCCGCUCUUGAAUGAAACCCAGAACAAACGGUGUUUCCUCUCAGAACCGGACGGUUGGAAGACGUUUGUUGACACGGACCGGUUCUGUUUCACUGAAUCAGAACAUGAAGCGGUUCUGAUUCUGAUCAGCAGACAUUUGGUUACAGAUCAAACUUCACAAAGUGAAGAUGAAUGAACUCCGCGGUUCGUCCCUUUGUCCCAACAGUUUCUGCUCUGACUGAUGAGGAAGACGAAGACCCGCCGAGUCAGGAAGUUCGUCCAUAUCUGAUGGAGACAGGAAGCUGCAGUCAUCAGUCACACAGCAGCUUUAACAGAACCAACAGGAACCAACAGGAACCAACAGGAACAUUCUUUAAAACAUGUCCGCCGUCUCUCCGUCUGCCACAGAAAACAUUUGCAUUAGAGACCAAUGGGGUUUUAUUUACCUGAGACCUUCACUGUGGUGCCGUCUCUGGAACAAUCCUGGUCCAACUGAACUUUAUCUGUGAAGACACAGAGACGUCCGUUCAGAGACCUGACCUCAUGUAGAAAGCAGCGUACGCACAAAAACGUAUGUAUAAAAAUGAACAUGGUGUCAAAGUUUGUGUAACCAAGGCGACGCAACAAGUUUCUCAUCGGAGGACACACAACGGAAACCUGACAGUGAAGAGUUGGAGCAGAAAUGUCCAACAGUGACGUCAUCAACGCGUUACUCUACUCUGACCCCUUGUAACGUGUAAUCUAACGCGUUACUAUUUACAAUCCAAUAAUCAGAUUAAAGUUAUGUAUCCAAGUCA
Molecule: messenger RNA, 4652 nt
Organism: Xiphophorus hellerii (green swordtail)
Lineage: Eukaryota; Metazoa; Chordata; Actinopteri; Cyprinodontiformes; Poeciliidae
Product: proteinase-activated receptor 4
Biological process (GO): positive regulation of Rho protein signal transduction; phospholipase C-activating G protein-coupled receptor signaling pathway
Cellular component (GO): plasma membrane
Molecular function (GO): G protein-coupled receptor activity
Source: RefSeq, a predicted model, not a curated record